Messenger RNA from Staurois parvus, 636 nucleotides. The record is from the annotation of a GenBank genome assembly. Lineage: Eukaryota; Metazoa; Chordata; Amphibia; Anura; Ranidae.
AUGGUCACACUUCGUUGGAGUUCCUUCCAUUGCUGCUUCUGCCCAUCAUUCAUCCUUGCAGCCAUGAGCUCACAGGAUGCCCAGCUCUCCUACCAUUACAAGUCUUUUUCUGGGGACUAUGAAAGAGUGGAAACAGCACUCGAAAGGUUGGAGGCCAGUGGCUAUUACUGGAGCACUCUUUCAGGUACUGAUGCCAAAAAGCUGUUAUCCAACCAACCUGUUGGCUCCUUUCUCAUCCGUGACUCUUCAGAUCAUCACCACCUAUUUACUCUCAGUCUUCGUACAACUGCUGGAAUUACCAACCUACGCAUUAAACUUGAGGGCACUUCUUUUUACCUAGAGACGGUUGCAGGAACAGAGAACCCCCCAACCUUUACAUGUGUGGUAAAGCUGGUUGAACAUUACAUGAGACUGACAGCAGCAGGAGAGUCUGACUCUAAUCUGUGCUACAUUGAAGGGAAGGAACAGCCAGUCCCUCUAAUGCUUAGGCAACCAUUAAAUUGUAAAGUUGUCUCUCUACAAUAUUUGUGCAAACAGACAGUGGUGGCCAACAUGCCAGCAGGAGCAUCUGGCUCUGAUGGGAACUUAGAGGAACUUCCUGUUUCUAAGAUGCUUCAGAAUGCCUUUCAAAAUUAG